Messenger RNA from Asparagus officinalis (garden asparagus), 1688 nucleotides. Its product is annotated as allene oxide synthase 2-like. The record is from RefSeq and is a predicted model, not a curated record. Lineage: Eukaryota; Viridiplantae; Streptophyta; Magnoliopsida; Asparagales; Asparagaceae. Gene Ontology annotation, biological process: sterol metabolic process. Gene Ontology annotation, molecular function: oxidoreductase activity, acting on paired donors, with incorporation or reduction of molecular oxygen; monooxygenase activity; heme binding.
CACGCCAAACGACUUCAACCCCCACACGACUUGCUUCCUCAUCCUCCUCCUCCAUAUAUCAUCUCCAUCAUCAUCAUCAUCAUCAUAUCUCCGACGAUGUCGACGAUCUCCGGCGAUGACCAAACCAUCGAAAAGCCGCUACGGGUGAUACCCGGUAGCUACGGCAUACCAAUAUUUUCAGCAAUAAGAGACCGUCUGGACUUCUACUACAACCAAGGGCAGUACAAAUACUUCGCCACCCGUGUGGCCCAACACGGGUCUACGGUCAUUCGGACCCAUUCCAUACCCGGCCCGUUCUCGGCGGACUCGCGGAUAGUUGCGCUUUGCUGUGCGAAGUCGUACCCGACCCUUCAUGAUCCCACCAAGGUGCUCAAGAUGAACACUUUGCUUGGGCACUUUACGCCUUCGCUUGGGUUUACCGGUGGUUAUCGGGUCUGUGCUUAUUUGGAUCCGUCUGAGCCUAAUCAUACUCUAAUUAAACAGGUUUAUCUCGACGCACAAUUGGCACGCAAAUCCUUCUUCAUCCCCACCUUCAUCACCGUCUUCAACCUCUUCGACGACAUCGAAUCCAACCUCCGUGUCCACCCCAGCGGCGCCGCAUUCAACAAGCCGUUCCAGGCCGCGGGAUUCCGCUUUGUCGGGCGAGGCUCUCCUCCCUCCCCCGCCAUCACCUCUGCCGCCCUCAAGUACAUCUUUUUCCAGUUCCACCAGAACAUGUCGAAGCUCGGCCCGAUCCCCAGCCUCGUCGAGGACCUCGCCCUCCACAUGUUCCCCUUCCCUACCUUCAUCGCGAAAUCGAACACCAAGGCUCUAUACGACUACUUCAGCUCGUCGGGAGGUUGGAUCAUCGACAUGGCCGAGAAAAAAGGGAUGCCGCGUGACGAGGCGUGCCACAACCUGAUAUUCGCCUGGAUAUCGAACGCCUACCUAGGCGUUAACGCGUACCUGCCCAGGCUGUUCAAGUGGGUGGUGCACGCGGCGGCGCCCUCCAUGCGAAGGCUCGCUGACGAGAUCCCCGUCAUCGCCGCCGACGAUGGCAAGGUGACGGCAUCGCUCGAGAAAAUGGAGCUGGCGAAGUCCGUCGCCUACGAGGCCUUCAGACUCGACCCGCCCGUGCAAGUGCAGUUCGCCAGGGCGAAGACCGAUAUUGUUGUCGAGAGCCAUGAUGCCAAGUUCGAGGUGAAGAAGGGGGAAAUGCUCGGAGGGUUUCAGCCGAUGGCGACGAGGGACCCGAAGGUGUUCGACAGGGCGAACGAGUUUGUGCCGGAGAGGUUCAUGGGGGAGGGGAAGAAGAUGUUGAGGUACGUAUACUGGUCGAAUGGACCGGAGACGGAGGAUGUUAAGGCGACCGACAAGAUCUGUCCCGGGAAAGACUUGGGGGUGAUGAUAGGACGGCUGUUGUUGGUCGUCGUAUUUCAGAGGUAUGAUACGAUCACCGGAAAAGUUUCAGAGGCCAUGGAGGAUGUUACGACGACGGUGACCGGAUUCACCAAGGUCAACGCUGCUAGUUCCUCAUGAUCAGGUGAAUGUUGGAUGGAUACUUGUACCCUGAAAUUAUGUGGUAUUUUAACGAGACUUGUGUUCUGAGAAUUUGCUUAGUUUGUGUUGGUUGUGAACGUGUUACUACGUACAAUGUGGUUAAGUUUCUGAUAUUUUGUAUUUUCUUUUCUGGAUUGGGUUUUUCUGCA